Porites lobata is the source of this 6780-nucleotide messenger RNA. Lineage: Eukaryota; Metazoa; Cnidaria; Anthozoa; Scleractinia; Poritidae. The record is from the annotation of a GenBank genome assembly.
AUGCUUUCUUCACGACUUUCUUCCAUAUUAGCGAGAAAUUUAGUGAGACGGACACCCCAGGUAAGAUACAAUGACUUUCUUUGAUUAAUUUAUGGCGAAAUCUUGCCUAAUACGCAACUAAACGUGGCUGCAAAUAACGCGACCAGUCUGGUUGAACCAGCGGUUUACGUUUGGUUUUUGUACCUACAUUCCACGAUAUCAGUACUUUUUUGUCGAAAAACAUGGUAAAAUGAGCAUCAGAUUUAAUAAUUUCAUCCGGGGAAUGAAAACGAUGAAUCGUUCGAGUGUUAUUUCAUUUGUUUCGUUCGGUUGUGUGGUGGGAAAUUUGAGGAAUUGCAAUAUCACGGGGUUUUAAGUCACUUCCAAGGUGUGCACCGGCUCAGCUAUCCUCUUCCCGAAAUCGAUUUUUUUCUCAAGAUUAGAAGUAGUUGUAUAUAAAAUAACAGGCAUUUAAUUCAAUCUUUGAAGGACUUUUUUCAUCUUCACUUGGCCGGUGCUGUGUACAAAUAUCUGUACUUAUGCAACUUCUGAGAAGUUUUACCAACAGACAGAUGUAACGUAGUCAGAUGCACUUGCAAACGGUCUUUUCAAGUUGACAUGCAUGCAUACAGUGUAUAUGCAGAUUGUGCCCAUCAGAUCAGAGACUUUUCAGUCUAUAAAUAUUUGUAUCCGGCUUAAGACAUGUAGAAAUCAGGGCUUUGUUCUAGGUGGGUACCGGUCUGGCAGCUUCUGCCAACAGUCUUUUUCUCUCAGGCAACUUGUAAGUCCUAGUUUUUGUACAAAAGUCAUAUGCCAGGUUACCUUCAAUUUUUCUCAGACCCAGUUAUGAAUAUUGAUGUUCUUGUUGAACUUAUUCUAUGAACAGAACGCAGCCACCAUUUAUGAAAAUUAAGUGGUAAACUCACUUUGCCAAAACCACACUCCAGUUAUUUAAAUCUUAGCUACAGUGGCCACCAGUCUUCGAAUACUUUAUCAAAAGUUUAAAGAAGCUACCAGUCAGUGGGACAUUUUAAAAGGGAAAUAAAACCAAUAUAUUAUUUCAACCUUCAGUUUCUGACUCGGCAAUCUUGUAAAACAGAGAAUGAAGUGUAAUGAUAUAUAAAAAGUUGCAUGUAUUGUGUGUUUAUUUCUUUUCUGUAGAUCUAUCAUGGAUCCCUUGGCGCUGUGACAGUUGCUGUACGAAAUAUAUCAUCAUCUAGUCCUUCACUUGCCAGUGCUGGUAAGUUUGUGAUCUCUGCAUGUUAAGUGAUUGAUUAAGCAUUAUCUUUUGUAACAUUAUUUUGUAAUAUUAUUAUAUAAUAUUAUAUUAUUAUUGUUGUGGCCACUGAGCUUAGAUAAUGUUUCUUCUUAAGCAUUGGUCCCUUAAUGUAAUAAGCACCAAUCUGCGAUGUUCUAGCCAGCAGUUUGUCCAGACUUCUUGUAGAUCCCCACUUUUGCAAAAUUUUGAAGUAAAUAUCUUUUAUGAUACUAAGGGUAAUGAUGCCUCCUGGAAUCUUAGUUUUCAGUGUCUUAAAAGCCAACCAGUCUGAUCUUGAAUUUCUCAACAAGAAACAGGUUGGUUUUAAGUAAGCUAAUUUUCUGUAACAGGUACUGCGGAGGUUUCAUCAAUAUUAGAGCAGAGGAUCUUAGGCUCUGCACCCAAAGCUGAGCUAGAAGAAACAGGCCGUGUGUUGUCCAUUGGUGAUGGAAUUGCCCGUGUAUAUGGCCUUAAAAACAUACAGGCUGAAGAGAUGGUGGAGUUUUCCAGCGGCCUAAAGGUAAUAUUGAAAGCAUUUUUUUUUUUUUCUGCUACGUUAAUUUAUCAAAGUACAUCUGGUGAUUGUAUGCAUAUGUAUUUCUGCAGGGUAUGGCUUUGAACUUGGAACCUGAUAAUGUUGGUGUUGUGGUGUUUGGAAAUGAUAAACUGAUCAAAGAAGGUGAUGUUGUAAAGAGAACAGGUGCCAUUGUUGAUGUUCCAGUAGGUGAGGGAAUGUUAGGACGGGUUGUAGAUGCCUUGGGUAACCCAAUUGAUGGGAAAGGAGAACUAGCUGAUGUUACUCGUGCCCGUGUGGGUAUCAAGGCUCCUGGUAUUAUACCCCGUACCUCUGUUAAUGAACCUAUGUUGACUGGUAUCAAGGCUGUGGACAGCUUAGUUCCCAUUGGACGUGGACAGCGAGAGCUUAUCAUCGGAGACAGACAGACUGGGUUAGUAGAUGUAUUUGUAAGUUGAACGUUUAUACCUUUAUCUUUUCAGUUUAGUGUUGGUAAGCUCAUUUUUUUUCAUAUCAUUGUCUCCUUUUUUUUUUACUUAUGGGUAAUUUUUUCUUUGGAAAAAUAACUUUUUAAGUGGCACCAAAUAUUCUUUUAGUGACCCUUUUUUUCCAGUGAAGUGAACUCAAACGUGUUUCCUUUUCCAGAAAUGAUUUUCAGUAGGUCUUCUAUAAGGUUCUCAGGGAAACCCUUAAUGUGUGAUGUUUCUGUACUCUAUCCUAACUAAUGAUGUUGAUCUUUUUGUUCCAGUAAAACAGCCAUUGCCAUUGACACCAUCAUCAACCAGAAGAAAUUUAAUGAAGGGACUGAUGAAAGUAAGCAAAACAAAAUGUUAAGACGGAAUCCUUCAGGAAAUUGAGUAAUUUUACUUUUCAGUGUACCAAAACCUUGUACCAACACUUUUUGAGAGCUAUAAAUUAACGUAAUAAGUUAUAUAAAAUAACUCCAAAGAAAAGGUUGCAUGGGAGCUCGAGAAAAGAAACUUCAAAAGCUUCAGAUUUCACCAAAUGAAAUCUGAAAUUUAUUUUCCUGGGCACCCAUAAGAACCUUUUUGUUGGACUUAUUUUGCAUAACUUACUACAUAUAUAGAUCUUAAAAAGCAUAAAAAAGAAUGUAAUAUGGCUUAAAAUAUUCUUGUACAAGGUUUUUGUCCACUGAAAAUUAAAAUCACCGGUAUUCAAUUUCCUGAUGGAUUGCAUCAUAAUGCUUGCAUCGAAGCUUUCAAGUAUGCGUGACCAAUUUUUUCUAUUGUUGUCUGUCCCCGUAACUCUACCUCCAUGCACAGAGUUCUUUAAGCUGCAUUAAUCUGUUCCUUUCAUUUUUGCAGUUUUCUGUCAUAUGACAAUUUAAUAGCCAAACUUUUCAAUUCUAUAAGCAGGGUCUAAAAAUUUUACGGUGGUCUGGCCAUUCAAAAUUACCAGAACUUAACACUUGAACCACUGUUCAUGUUUUUGGAGAGGUUGGUAGCUUGAGAUGUGGUAGUACAAUGGCACUCAAGGUCUGCAAUUUGGUCAUCAACGACCUUUUUUUUGGCAUUUUAUCACUGAGCAGUAGAUUCUAAACUCUUAGAAAUCCCAGGUGUAAAUGCCUUGUGCAUUUUUAAAUGGUGGAUUCAGUGAAGCAAACUGUUUUGUUUUGUUGCUGCAAUGUUAGUCAUCAAAAUGUUUUUCUACUUCUUCAAUGCUAUUGUGGCCAAAAAGAUGGCAGCUUGAAGCUCUGUUUGGACUGCAGGAAAGAUGGUUGAGCAAUGGGCAACCUACUUUAAAACUUGAAAUAAAACUUAAAUUAAAAUAAUAAUAUAAAUAAUUUAUAAAUUUGCUAUAUAGCACCUUUUAACAUAAAAAUGAUCAGAAGCACUUUACAUGAAUAAUAAUAAUAAUUAUUAUAGAAUGAAUCUAUGAUAGAUAAAACCAUGUAAAAAUGCUGAUGAAAAUACAUAGAUGAAAUAAAAUGAAAAUAAAAAUAAAAUCAAGUUAAAACUACGUAAAAGCUGAUCUAAAACUUAAUUCUGGUCCUGAUGGUAGAGAAAAACACACCAGUGCCCCAUAUGGCCAAGAUUGUAACGAACAGUUUUCUCUUUUUCUGUGCAGAAAAGAAGCUUUACUGUAUCUAUGUCGCCAUUGGACAGAAGAGAAGUACAGUUGCUCAGCUGGUAAAGAGACUAACAGAUGCUGGUAAGUACUUCAUUUCAUAAUGUAUUUCAGUUUUACUCUUGGUUAAAAAAUUUUUUCCCUUAGCUGUUGCUUGUUUUAAGAUAAUUUAUGAUUGUGCGAAUCACAAAUAAUUCAAUAAUAAAUAACAAAUAAUACAUAGAAAGAUUUGUUUACAUGAAAAAAAGUAACAUAGGUUACAUAGUGAGUAACAUAGACCUGGCUCCAGUUUGUUCAAACCUCUCAGUGGAUAAGUAUUAAGGACACCAAAAUAAUGCAGUGUCCAGUGGUUAGGACUAUCCACCCUUUGAACGACUAGGGCCAGCAAGUGAAGUUUUCAUUGACAAAGCUUUGUUAUUCUGAAUUGAAUGUGUUUCAUUGUAUACAUGGCCUCUUUGUAGAUGCAAUGAAGUACACUAUUGUUGUAAGUGCCACAGCAUCAGAUGCUGCACCUCUUCAGUAUCUAGCACCUUAUUCUGGCUGUGCCAUGGGUGAAUUCUUCAGAGACAAUGGAAAACAUGCACUCAUUAUUUAUGAUGACUUGUCAAAGCAGGUAACUUCACGUAACAAUUUUGUGUAAUUUUACAGAGUAACCUUUGCUUAUGAAGUAGUAAAAUGUGAUAACUUACUCAUGGACUACAAUUUGAGAAAAAGUCCACAAGAUCUAACAAAACAUUGCUUUUUGUUUACUGUGAUACUUCAGGCUGUGGCUUACCGUCAAAUGUCACUGUUGUUGCGAAGACCUCCUGGUCGGGAAGCCUACCCUGGUGAUGUAUUCUACCUGCACUCACGUCUAUUGGAGAGAGCAGCUAAAAUGAAUGAUGAUAACCAGGGAGGUUCACUUACUGCGUUGCCAGUCAUUGAAACUCAGGUCAGAAAUAAUUCAACUUUAAAUUUUCAAUGUUCUAAGGGUGGGUUUUUUAAUACUCCUAACCUAACAGAAGCCAUGUACAUGUAGCUUGAGCAAUAAAGAACCUGUUUUUUGUUGUUUUGUAAAUUAUUUGCUUUGGUAUUACAUAACAGAGGCUUGUACAUCCAUGGCUUUUGGCACUGGGCCUGGGGAUUUCCAUGGUUACGAUGAGCAUGACGCCCAGCUACAUUCGUAGGAAAUAAAAUGAAAACAAAACCAAAAGAACUUUGUAGCUGUUCAAUUCUUUGCCUACUAAUAGCAUAUACUCAGUGGCAGCUUGAAAUCUAAGCCCUGCACCUUUCCCAUUACUGACAUAAACUGUCAUGUAAGUUGUCAUUAAGCCAUCUCCAUGUUCAGUAUUUUGUAAUGUUCUUGUAUUCCUAGUAACUUUGCUGAGCUGUUAACAGGGUGUUUCUUAGGCAUUGGAGAUGGGAGAAUUGUCUGUUUGCUACGCAAAAUUCUCUGGCUGACAUUCAGUAGCCUAUGCCUAUUUUUAUUCAGAGGAGCCUCUUUCAAAAUAUUCUUCCUGCUACCAGAAUUCUUCAUGAAAACCCAGUGUUUCUGCUCAAAAUUAAUUUGGGUUAGUUUGACAUUUCUUUUUUAUAUGCAAAGAAUGGUACAGAAACUCUAGGACAUUUCCUCAAUCAGUCUUGAUGCAUGAUGUUGCUAGGCUUUGUAUUGAAUUGAUUGUUUGCAGGCAGGAGAUGUAUCAGCUUACAUUCCCACAAACGUGAUUUCCAUCACUGAUGGUCAGAUCUUCUUGGAAACUGAACUGUUUUACAAGGGUAUCCGACCUGCCAUCAAUGUGGGUUUGUCUGUCAGCAGGGUGGGUUCUGCUGCUCAGACUAAGGCCAUGAAACAGGUUAGACUGGACAAACAUGUUCCUUAUAAUCUCCUUUUCAUCCCAUUUACCUGUUAUUACUUACAUCUGUGUUCCAAGAGUGACAAAUAUCAAUUUUCUCCUAAACAAUAUCAAUACACAAUCAAGAGAAAAGGUUGUGAGAAUUGAUUAAAUAAUCUCCUAGGGGAAAUGCUUUGAUCUUUUUUAAAACUCUCUCAACCUAUUGUUUAUGGAAGUUUAUAGAGACAACUCUGGAGAGUUUGAAUGUGGAUAUCGGGGCUUAACGGUUAAUGUAGUGAUGACUUUAUUGCAGGCAUUAUUAUGGUACCGGUUACUCUCUCUUAUGCCUAUGUUGAUCAACAGGUUGCAGGAUCCAUGAAACUUGAGCUUGCCCAGUAUCGUGAAGUUGCUGCUUUUGCCCAGUUUGGUUCCGAUCUAGAUGCUGCGACCCAAUCCCUCCUGAACCGAGGGGUUCGUCUCACAGAACUUCUUAAACAGGGGCAAUACGGUGUGUACUAAUUACUGUGGCAAUUAUUACUAAUUUUAUAAACAUAUGGAAACUAGGUCAGUGUCAACUUUGUCUCCCACGCAGACGUUCGCGUCCCUAGCAACCAUACCCUUGCCAUAUUUCCUGGUUUAAUGUUAGGUACUAUAACUUCAGUUUUUGUGGCUAAUUUUGUUGCAUUAUCUUGGUAGUUCCCAUGGAGAUCGCUGAACAAGUGGCCGUUAUCUAUGCCGGUGUAAGGGGCCAUCUUGACAAGGUCGAUCCUUCUCGCAUCACAGCCUUCGAAGAAGCGUUCCUGAAACAUAUCCGAUCUACACAACAGGAACUUCUUAACACCAUUAGAAAGGAGGGAGUCAUUUCAGAAGACACAGACGCCAAACUCAAGAAAAUUGUGACAGAGUUCGUAGCAUCAUUCGACUGAUUUUUCCAAGAAAAGUGUUAAUAUUUUUUUCACCGCAGUUUGUGUAAAAUGUGUUCUGUCAAGAAAUCGUCAUGCCUGUAAUUUUGGCGGUCCUGAAAUCGCAAAAAUAAAUUUUAGAAAAAGUUUAAGGGAGUUAGCUGGUUGUUGCCCUUCUUGUUGUCAUUAGUAUAGACUGAUGCUACUGAGCUCCUAGAAAGAAAGGAC